Saprolegnia parasitica CBS 223.65 is the source of this 756-nucleotide messenger RNA. RefSeq lists its product as hypothetical. Lineage: Eukaryota; Oomycota; Saprolegniomycetes; Saprolegniales; Saprolegniaceae. The coding region runs from base 1 to 756 and encodes 251 amino acids. The transcript has a single exon. The record is from RefSeq and is a predicted model, not a curated record.
AUGCCGUCCGUCUCGGCACGGCUUCAGAGACGGGUGGCGACGCUGCUUGUCAACGCUGCGCCCACCCUUGCGCAGUGCCAAGACGAGUUUAAAGAGGUUCAAGACAGACCGCGAGGCGGCACGCGAUGUGUCAAAAUGCUCUCGCGGGACGUGCCGACCAAGCGUGGCCUUGCCGUGCUUGCUACGUUGGCGCCCAGUGCGAUCGCUCUGUUUGCUCCAGCGUGGCUGUCGGCGCUGCCGCCGACGAUCGAGGCGACCCGCGAUCUGCUUUUUCCGAUUGUUGGAUGGGCGCACCGCCGACUCGAGCAGACGCAUCGCGACGCGGUCUCAUGCUUGGCAGCCGAGUGCUUGGGAAGACUUCUUGCCGCGCGCGUCCCCGUUUGCGCGAACCCGGCGCUCGUCAUGUCGGACAUGGAGUUGAGGAAGGAACAUUGCGCCCAAUGCCAGCAGGUGGCUGCGUUUCUGCAGGACAACACCAAGGCGCACGUGGUUAUCCAGGCGAGAUCCUAUGACGUCUGUUCGAUUGUUCGGAAGCUUGUGACGGCACACAAAGACCGCCUUUACUUCACCACAGACGCAUUUGUACACGGCAUGUAUUCGCCCGCCACCGUGCUACGCAAGGUUCUGCCAUCCGCUGGUAGUCCGAGAGCUGAUGCCCCAAACGACGACCAAGUGCACGACGACUCCCGCAUCGCGGCGCUGGAAGCGAUACUGGCCGACGACACCCGACGGACAAAGCGCCCGCGGCUCGCAUGA